CUGUCUUUGCCUCCAAACGACGAGUUAUUUAAAAAAGGCGCGACAAAGCAAUACUUCACAGACCUCUUCACAGAAUUUGCGCAGGGUUGAACGAUGGGUAGAGAAAAGGUGAAAAAUCCCGCUGUUUGUUUGGCUGCACUUGUUAUUCUGACCUGUUACUGGGUGAAAACUACAGACUGCUUUCGACUGAGGAAAUCCCAGAGACGAAUCGUGCAGAGAGAAACUGGUUUUCCUCCCUCUGGUCGAGUUCAAGAAGGAAACAUCGUGUUCGGGAGGGUUUUUGAGGUCCCAUAUGGAAGCAAAAAGCACUCUAAAAACGCUUCAGUGGAUGAUGAGACAGAUUAUCAAGCAGAUUUUGCUGGCUGGUCUCAGCAGGCUGACAUGGAAGAGACCUCCCAGGAGAAAUGGAAACCCUUAGCAACCUCUCUGCAUUGUUUUGGUGACCACAUGAAGUUCAGGUCACUUGGACCAGGAGCUUCACAACUUGCAGUGGAGCAAGCACAUGAGCCCCCGGUGCCUCUUUCCAUGGUCCCUCCAAAAUGUGGCUACAGAAUGCAUGGGAACUCGAUGGCAUUUGUUCUGAUGGCUCCGUAUGAUGGCUGCAACAUGAUUCAGCAGGGAGGAAAUUACAUGCUACCACUACUCUGGCAAGGCCAUCCUCUGUCUCUGUUAUGUCCCAAACGUGCAAGAACUCAGGUUCCCCUGAUGCCGCAGGUUCCCCAGAUGCCGCAGGUUCCCCAGAUGCUCAGCCAGCCUUACUUUGACUUUUAUUCUCAUCUCUUGCCUGCACCGGCUGAACCUGCAAAACCUGUGCCACAACUUCCAAAACUUCCCUUACACCUGUACUUCUACCCUUUCCCACCUCAGACGACUGCCCCACCACCUACCACAUCAGUACCUAAAGUCCCAUAUCCUCAGAUUCCCUUUCCACCAUAUUUCCCUGUCCCAUACUGGCCUCAAUUUCCAGAAUUUCCUCCCUUCUUGCCUUAUCCAACUGAAAAACCUCCAAAGUCUCCAACUUCAGGACAGAAGACGACAGCAAUUUCAUCUAAAACUACAGAGGCUCCUGCACCUACCCAGGGUCCUUCUGAUGCCCCUGCACAGUUGUAUCCCAUGGAGUACCUACCUGUUGUUCCAAAUGAACAUUUUCCUCACAUGUUUUAUUCUCAUAAAGGCUAGUGUGAAGCUUUAAAAUAAAUUUUUGAAAACA
Messenger RNA from Xiphophorus hellerii (green swordtail), 1210 nucleotides. RefSeq lists its product as uncharacterized. The record is from RefSeq and is a predicted model, not a curated record. The transcript is spliced from 4 exons. NCBI's taxonomy places the organism in Eukaryota, Metazoa, Chordata, Actinopteri, Cyprinodontiformes, Poeciliidae. The coding region runs from base 94 to 1179 and encodes 361 amino acids.